Molecule: messenger RNA, 5244 nt
Organism: Paramormyrops kingsleyae
Lineage: Eukaryota; Metazoa; Chordata; Actinopteri; Osteoglossiformes; Mormyridae
Gene: rab11fip1b
Product: RAB11 family interacting protein 1 (class I) b
Biological process (GO): regulated exocytosis
Cellular component (GO): intracellular membrane-bounded organelle
Molecular function (GO): small GTPase binding
Source: RefSeq, a predicted model, not a curated record
ACCAGGGUCUGUUUCGUGGAAGGAAGCAGAGGUGGAGUGUCUUGAGAUCAUUAACACCUAACGAGUAGGAAAACUUCGCGGGACAAAACGUAUUGUAACAUAGUCGAGUCGGGAACUGGAUACUUUGUUUUCGGACACAUUGUCUGUCUACUGGUGGGUCGAAAAAAGUGGAUGUUAAUUCGACGGGUGGGAUAUCCAGCAGAUCGGGAUCUUUUUAGGCUGUUCCGUUACCGCCCGAGAGAACGGAGAAACAGGAAACUUUCUUCCAUACAUCACAGGAUCCUGCUGAAGUUUAAUUCUUUUAAUGGAUUCGGUCGAACUGGCACUUUACAGGAAAUAUACAACACCUGACAAGUAUCUAAUACCAGAACUGUGAAAUCAAUUUAGCGCAAUAUAAACAAUGUGUUAUUGAUCUAUUUUAUGUGUGAAAAUUGAUUUUUAAUGUGUAGGUGAGAACAUCAAUAACAAAAUAUUUCUUUAGUGUAAUCGAUCGACCGUAAUUUAUCUAAUAUAGGGCUAUAUCGGUGUAUAUACCAAUACGACAUAUUGGUGUAUAUUUUUAUUCGAUUUUUGGGUUAGUAUACAGUUUAUUAAAGUGCCUUCGGCGAAACGGGGGACGUGUCCAGUCUUGUGAAAUUCUUUCCACCGAAGCAGGAGCUUUUCUGAGCAGAGGUGCCCCCAAGCUUGCAGAGAAGCACCAAUGUCUUUGGCGGAGCAGAGUCAGCAGUGGUACCCCACAAGCGUGAAGGUGACGGUGCUACAGGCAAGGGAUCUGAGGCUCAAGGGCAAGAAUGGCACCAACGACGCAUACGCCAUCAUGCAGGUGGCCAAGGACAAAUUCUCCACGUCCGUGGCCGAGAAGAGCGUGACACCCAUGUGGAAGGAGGAGGCCACCUUCGACCUGCCGCUCUUCCAGCAGGGAAGCGCCGAUCGCAGCACGCUGUACGUGCAGGUGAUGCACCGUGCUCUCAUGGGCAUGGACAAGAUGCUGGGACAAGCCAUCAUCGACCUGGUGCAGCUGCAAGCGAACAAAUCCCGCAACAAAACCGACUGGUACAAGCUCCUGAACAAGUCAGGCAAGCAGGACAAGGAGCGCGGUGAAGUUCAGCUGGACAUCCAGUUCCUGAGGAGCAACAUGACGGCCAGCAUGUAUGACCUGUCAGCACAGGACAAGCCUCGCUCGCGCAUGGGCAAGCUCAAGGACAAGCUACGGGGCAAGCACAGGGAGGGGCACUCCGACUCCAUCUCUGCCAUCGUGCCGUCGGUCAGCCAGGGCCUGACGGACAGCGAGGGAGAGGAGAGCAAUGAGGGUGAUGCCAAAGCCGGAACCCAGAAGUCAUCGCUGUCACUCCUGACCCCCAAGACGAAUCUUCAGCGCAAUAUAUCCCAGUCGAUGUCUCAGCUGGGCUCUGGCUCCGAGUGGGACACCACCAGCAAGGACCAUCAGGACCCUAGUGAUGGUAAGAAGAUAUUUGGGUUCCUGACCCACAAGCGUUCAGGGAGCUCCGACAGCAAAGUGAGCCACGGCCCCCUCUCGCUGCUGGGGCAACAUAAACAGGCCCCUGCAGAGCAAGUCACCAUCUGCAUCAACGGAAGCCACGUGUACAAUGAGGAGCCCCAGGCCAAGCCGAGUCACACGGGGUCAGCCCUCAGUCUCUCCGGCUCUCCACGUGGUUCUACUGAGAAUCUGCACCGAGUUGGAAAGGGAGAUGAUACUGGCAGCUCUGCAGACAUAUUCAAGGGCUUUGAGAAGAUGAAGCCAGAGAAGGUGGAGCAAGAAAGGAAGAAGCAGGAGGAACAGGAGAGGGAGGGGAAGAGGCAGGAAGAGCAAGAGAAAGAGAGGAAGAAGCAGGAGGAGCGGGAGAGGGAGAGAAAGAGGCAGGAGGAGCAGGAAAGGGAGAGGAAGAGGCAGGAGGAGCAGGAAAGGGAGAGGAAGAGACAGGAGGAACUGGAGAGAGAAAGGAAGAAGCAGGAGGAGCAGGAAAGGGAGAAGAAGAGGCAGGAAGAACUGGAGAAAAAGAAGGUAGAGGAACGGGAGAGGGAAAGAAAAAGGCAGGAAGAACAAGAAAGGGAGAGGAAGAGGCUGGAGGAGCAGGAGAGGGAGAAGAAGAGGCAGGAGGAACUGGAGAAAAAGAAGGUAGAGGAACGGGAGAGGGAAAGAAAAAAGCAGGAAGAGCAAGAGAGGAAGAGGCUGGAGGAGCAGGAGAGGGAGAGGAAGAGGCAGGAAGAACUGGAUAAAAAGAAGGUAGAGGAACGGGAGAGGGAAAGAAAAAAGCAGGAAGAGCAAGAGAGGGAGAGGAACAGGCUGGAGGAGCAGGAGAGGGAGAGGAAGAGGCAGGAAGAACUGGAUAAAAAGAAGGUAGAGGAUCAGGAAAGGGAAAGAAAAAAGCAGGAAGAGCACGAGAAGGAGAGGAAGAUGCAGGAGGAUCAGGAGAGGGAGAGGAAGCGACAGGAAGAACAAGAGAAGGAGAGGAAGAGGCAGGAAGAACAAGGAAAAAGGAAUCAGGAGAAAAUAAGUCAAGAGGUGAACACAAAGGUAGAACAGAGACCAGGUAAAGAAACUCAGGAGGUGUACAGCUCAAACCCCUUUGAUGACACAAACAGCUCCAGCCCUUUUGAAGAAAGCAUCCUAGACGAGCCCAAUGUAAUCUCCAGUGGCCGACCCAGCCGCUUGACCAGAGUGUCUGCUGUCAAGCCCAGUUCCACCUCUUAUUCAGUACCUGCCCCAUCUGCCAAAUUAUUCAAAGGCGGUCAGGGUCUCACAAAACCAAAUCAGGAGCUUCCAGGUCAACUUGGUGGCAUUCCUGUGGAGUCCUUGGUCCAGCCCAAAAAGAAGUGUCAGGCCCCACUCCCCCCUGGACGCCUGGAUCUGGCCCGGACUGAGAACCCCAUCACAGCCUCUGUCACUGCACCUCUUUCCAGUCCUGGUCAGGGAAACACGUCUUCACUGGCUCCUGGCAGCUCUGCUGUCAGCAUGGAGACAGGCAUGGCUUGUUCAUGGGCAGGCAAGCGUCCUGCUCCUCAGCCCCCAAGCAGAGCUCCUCUGGCACCACAGACCCAACCAGUGGAAGAGUCCUCAGAAACUGGGCCCUGCACUUCUGUGGACAGACGGCCUGACAGUCAGAAUGAAGACACUAUACUUGAGUAUGGAACAAGUGUUACAGAGACAGCAGCUCUCUACAGGAAGGAAACAGACUCAACACAGACACACGUUGCAUGCUGUCUUCCCGGGGCGCUUACUGAUGAUGUCAGAAAGAAAGUACCCAAUGCUGCUGAGGGUAGUACCAUUGUAGGUAGAGAGGAUGGUCUUCUUCAAGCAGAGACUCUAACAGCAGAAGAGGGCAAAGCAUCUACAACCAAGGCGAAGUUGAUGGACCCCGAACCCAAAGGCUGUGUGAACCAACCAGAGGAGAAUGUUGGCAACAAGGUCCUGCCUGGAUAUGGGAGGAGAGAUGAAGAGGAUUUGCCUGACAAAGUGCAACGCAGUUGUUCAUCUUUUGACCACUGCACAUGCUCGCAAAGUGCAGCUGAUGAUGUGAAAAAGCCUUGUGUGCCAAUGAACAGAAGUGCCACUGAUUACCGUGUGAGUGUCCCGUCAUGGAAGAAAAAGCAUGCACCUGCACCACCAGCGACACACCCGAGCAUGAGGGAGGCAAGCGGAGACACGCCUGAAUGGGAUGCAGACAGCAUGGAAAACUUGUCAGGCGUAGAUGUGACACCCAAAGUUGCACAAAUGAACAAGCAAGAGUUGGACAAGAAACAAGCUCCAUCUCAAAGCAGCAAAGGGCAGUGGGCUUCAGGCUCCUUUAAGUCAACAUCUUCCCCCACAACUGCUAACUUUGUUUCUCAUGAGAGCUCUGGGCCUGCUAGCACCACCUCUGGUAGGAGGUCUGCACUGCAGGCUAGUGUUCUGUCCUGUGAGCCGCACAUGAUUAAAGCACAGAAAAUAGAUGGAGGUGGUGGGACUAGGGAAAAAGAGGGAGGGCCAGUCUCACCUCUACACAGACGGCACCCGGUGAAGCCCCUGAGGACUGCAGAGAUCCAGUCUGUCACCAGUGCUGCCGUUGCCCCAGUUGGGCACGAUGUGGGGGUGCAGGCUGCAAUAUCAGAAAAAUCAAAGGAGCCCGAGGCUAAGGAGGAGGGGCCUUAUUCCCAGCUCACCCGGUCAGAGCUCAUCGCCCUGCUGGUCAAGCAGCAAGCCCAGCUGGCUGAUCAGAGCAAAAAGAUCCGCACCCUGGAGGAGUACAUCGACAACCUGCUGGUGCGCGUCAUGGAGGAGAACCCCAGCAUCUUGAUGGACCUGAGCGGCUCCAAGAAAGCCGUCUAAGCCCCCUUCUGAGGGACCGGGUGCUGCUGUGUCAUAGAGGCCCCCCCCCCUUAGCUGGGAGCCCAAGCCCAGAUGCUGCUCCUCAGUACUGCAGACAUCUGUCAUGAUUCGCCUUUUUCGGGAUGGUGGUGGAGGACAAAAGUGAUUAAAGGCUUUAAAUUUUUAAAUAUGGAAUGUCUCACGCAAGAAGAAGGUCAAAUCAAUCAAGCCUAAUUUAAGAUUCAUAAUGCAUAUUGAACAACAGGACAGUGCAACCUGUGUUGAUUCCUGUCAUCCAGAAAUGGGCGACAUUUGUAGUGCAAUUAAUGUGCAUGUAAACCUAGAGGUUUGCAUGCAGUGUAAGUGCUGUCCCUCCUCUGCAAAUCUGUAAGCGAUACCGCAUGAUUUUCAAAAAGUGCACUACAGUUUUUUGCUUGUGAUUUGCUCACUAGAAAACGGCAAAUGUUUUGAAAAAAAAAAUACCUACAGAGAAAGAUUCUGAUGUGUAUAUAUAGAGCAUAUUUGUAUAAGUCCUUGGAAAUCUGCACUUUAUGUCUGAUUGCUGAACUGGCUUAAUAUCUUAAUAUUACAUUUGUAAGAAAGUGCCUUACCUGUUUUUCAUAUGGAACUUGACAAGUUAGGACACUUUCAUCACUGUAAAGUCAGUUUUCCCCUUUUUGGAGAAUAUUGAACCAGAUCAUUAUUGGGUCUAUAAUGUUCCAGUCUGGUGGUGGUUUCACAGUUUGUUGGCCAUCAGCAUUACAGCCUUAAUUGGCUCGAUGUCAGUCUGUUAAAAUGUCUCAUUUUGUCACUGUGAUGACAGGCAAACCGGGAUCGGAGAGGUGGCAAUUUUGACAGCAGCAUACCCCUGUGAAAAGGUCACACGUCAUGAUCAUGUGAAAGUCUAAAGCAAAUGAAAAUAAAGACAGUGAACUUAA